AUGGCCACUGCUGCUCCUCCCGUCCCCAAGCUCGACCGCUAUGUCAUCAUCCAUGUGGCCACCACCUGCGAUGAGCACGGCGUCUAUGUCACAAAAGAUUCUGCUGAAGUCAUUGAGCUUGGAUGGAUUUUGCUCGACGCAAAGACCUGUGAUGAGAUAUACCGGGAAAGCGUACUCGUCAAGCCCAUCAAUACCCCCAUCACCCCACUGUGCACCAGCCUCACUACUCUGACAUGGGAGCACGUCCGUAACGCCGGCUCCUUCCGCGAUGCAGUGGCUCGAUUCGACCAUUUUGCUCAAGAGCACCUUAUAUCCAAGAAUCUCGAGUUCUCCUUUGUCACACUGGAUGCCUGGGACUUGCGGGUCCAGUUGCCCCGAGAAGCUCGAGACAAGUCGGUCGUCCUACCAGCUUACCUGCAACAUUCCCGGACCUUCGACCUGCGCUCAGAAUACGCCCGUUGGCAACAGCACCAUCCAGAGUCCCUGCCGUUCGGCCCCAGCUCGCUAGCAAACAUUUGUGCUGCUCUGGAAGUGGAACCUGUGCAAUCGUCCGCCCCAAUCAAGCACAAUCUACCCUUUCACCUCCAGGCCCUGGCUCCUGCCUCUCCCCGCCGUGCCAUGGAAGAGGCCGUCACUCUUGCAAGGGUUCUCAGAGGCCUCAUUCGGAAGUCACAACCCGCCCAUGACCACCCAGAAAUCCUGACCCGCCCCAUGGACGCAAGGGCCGACGUCAAUGCCUUCUUGAAGGAACGUAGUAAAGUCCUGCACAUGAACGGCCUGCCGCACGACACAACCCAGUCAGAACUCGAAAGCUGGUUUACGCAGUUCGGUGGUAGACCAAUCGCCUUCUGGACCCUUCGCACUCCUGAUCAGCACAAGCCUACCGGCUCAGGUUUCGCCGUCUUUUCUUCACAUGAAGAGGCAGCUGAGAGUCUCUGCAUGAACGGUCGCGCCCUCAACGAGAAGGCCAUUGAGGUCUCGCCUUCCUCUAGCCGAGUCCUUGAUCGUGCCGCCGAGAUCCUGACUCCAUUCCCUCCAAGUAAAAAUCGACCAAGGCCUGGUGACUGGAACUGCCCAUCAUGCGGCUUCUCAAACUUCCAACGCCGCACUGCUUGCUUCAGAUGUUCAUUCCCAGCUGCGGGCUCAGGUGCUGGCGACCCCUACAAUGCUAAUGCCUUCCCUUACCAUCACGGCUAUCCUCCAUAUGGAGGUCAACCUCCACACAUGGGACACCACCAUCACGGCCAUCAUCCCAGGGGUGGAGCAGGCGUUGUCCCAUUCCGUGCUGGUGACUGGCGUUGUGGUGCUGAGGGAUGUCAAUACCAUAAUUUUGCAAAGAAUAUUAAUUGCCUUCGUUGCGGUGCACCACGUUCGGGUGCUGCUGUGGUGGUCGACUCUUCUUUCCCCUCGCCCAUGGGCCCUCCCUCAGGAUUUGGAAUGGAACCUGGAUCAAUGGGAGGCACCCCAGGACCAGCGCCAUAUGGAGCAGGUGCUGCUGCAUUCGGCUCUGGCACCGCAUUUGGUCAGCCACCAACUCAAUACGGAAUGCCUUCGGCGAUGGGUGCCCCUGGAGGUGCUUUCCCUCAGAUGGGUGGCAUGACUCCUGGCUAUGCAUCAAGCACCAUGUCUCACUCUUCAUUUGGUCCUGCGGCUCAGGCUGCUUUCAGUGGAGCAGCUGACACCACCGCUCAUACUAUGCCCGGAAACGGUCCUCAAAAUGGCUUCUAUGGCAACGAGCCUAACGCCGAUCCUUUCGCAUUCCUCUCUGCUGGUCUCGGCAACCUCAGUGUGGGCGACGAGAACCAACCUCCGCGACGUAACGGCGGGCCACAAAGCGCCAAAAGCCCUGCUUAA
Messenger RNA from Exophiala aquamarina CBS 119918, 1854 nucleotides. RefSeq lists its product as uncharacterized. Bases 1 to 1854 code for a protein of 617 amino acids. The record is from RefSeq and is a predicted model, not a curated record. Gene Ontology annotation, molecular function: RNA binding; 3'-5'-RNA exonuclease activity. NCBI's taxonomy places the organism in Eukaryota, Fungi, Ascomycota, Eurotiomycetes, Chaetothyriales, Herpotrichiellaceae. The transcript has 4 exons.